AUGUUCACCCACAUCCACAACAACACUUGCAACAAUCAAAAGGCAGUAGUGAUCCCAAAGCUCACAAAGUCCGACAUUCGGUCCAUCACCAAGGCUCAAAAGGUAGAGCACCUCUACGACAAGGCUACUACUACGCAAAAACCUCCACAACAACACCGACUCGUCACCCAUUCUCCCAAGGUAAUAAGCGACCACGGACGCUGGCAUGUGACUUGUUCCGUGCAAGAUUCUAUCAAUGGAAGAAUUCACACGGUGGCUUGCAGUGGUGUCACGGGUGGAAAAGAAUUUAGUUCGGUCUGUAGUGCCUGCUCGACGACACUCUGCGUCUGCGAACAUGCCGUGACGGUGCUUUUGGCAUGUGUCGAUACGGACGAAGAAGAACGACGACGACUCUGUGAGGCAUUGGAUAAGAAUCAGUCCCGAAAACGAAGCUUUGAUGCGACAACUUCGGCAGGUGGUGUGUUUGUGGUACUGCAAGCCAUGUCCGAAAUGGAACGAGGAUACAGUUAUGGAGAUCAUCGAGAUCCCAAAGAACACUACAACCCAGAGAUAUUGGGCGUUUUCAGGAGUCUCCCCAUGGCCAAUGAACGGGCCAGAAAAGCCAUUCAAGAAAUCAAGGAAAACAGCAAACUGUACUGCUGCAAUAACAAUAAUAGCAAUGGAGAUACCGAUGAGGAUGAUAACAGCAGUGACGAUGAUGACGAUGACUCCAAUGAUUCCGAUCCCAUUCAAUGGAAAGGAGAAGAGUCAUCCAGUCCAACGGAUGGUGAAAUCCCUUCGGUCUGGGUGGAGCAUCAUGACAUUCAAGAUUCACCCAAACGUUCCCGAAGGUAG
This is a messenger RNA of Seminavis robusta, 834 nucleotides long. The record is from the annotation of a GenBank genome assembly. NCBI's taxonomy places the organism in Eukaryota, Bacillariophyta, Bacillariophyceae, Naviculales, Naviculaceae.